This is a messenger RNA of Opisthocomus hoazin, 1134 nucleotides long. Lineage: Eukaryota; Metazoa; Chordata; Aves; Opisthocomiformes; Opisthocomidae. The record is from RefSeq and is a predicted model, not a curated record.
AUGGGGCAUCAGGUGAUAAUAUUUGACUUUUCUCUCAUAAGAGGACUGUGGGAAACUCGAGUCAAGAAGAACAAAGAACGUCAGAGGAAAGAGAAAGAAAGAUUAGAAAAAAGCUCACUGGAGAAAUCAGGCUUAAAGAUUUAUUUGCCGGAAUGGAAUUUCAUACUAGAGUGCCGGAAGAAAGGCAUUCCUCAAUCAAAAUACCUAAGGAAAGGCUUUGUAAACACUGAUGAGAAGAUCCUGGACACUUAUGGAAAGGCUCCACAGCUCCAGAAGAGGCAUGCUUUGUCAGAUAAAGAAAAUAAAACAAGAAACAAGUUUAUUUUUCAGCUUUCUGGAGAGCAGUGGAUGGAAUUCCCAGAUUCUCUCAAAGAACAGAUCUAUCUGAAAGAAUGGCAUGUGUGCAACACACUGAUACAAACCAUUCCAGCUUACAUUGCAUUAUUUCAAGAUCUGAGAGUACUGGAGCUGUCAAAAAAUCAAAUCAGCCAUCUCCCAGUGGAAAUUGGCUGCUUAAAAAACCUCAAAGUGCUCAAUGUGAGUUUCAAUAAUUUGAAGUCAGUCCCUCCAGAAGUGGGUGAUUGUGAGAAUCUGGAAAAACUGGAUUUGUCUGGAAAUCUGGAAAUAACAGAGCUCCCAUUUGAACUAAGUAACCUGAAAAAAGUCACAGUUGUGGACGUGUCAGCAAACAAGUUCCAUUCUGUUCCAAUUUGUGUACUCCGGAUGUCUAAUUUGCAGUGGUUGGAUAUUAGCAGCAACAACCUGACAGAUCUCCCAGAAGACAUAGACAGGUUAGAUCAACUGCAGACACUUCUCCUACAGAAAAACAAGCUGACUUAUCUUCCACGAGCUCUGGUCAAUAUGCCAAAGCUCAGUUUGCUAGUUGUCAGUGGUGAUGACCUGGUUGAGAUACCCACAGCUGUCUGUGAGUCAACCACAGGUUUAAAAUUCAUAAGCCUCAAGGACAGCCCAGUUGAAACUAUUGUAUGUGAAGACACCAAAGAAAUUAUAGAAAGUGAACGUGAACGGGAGCAAUUUGAGAAAGAGUUUAUGAAAGCAUACAUUGAAGAGCUAAAGGAAAGGGAUUCUACUCCUUGCUAUACUAGGAAAGUAUUACUCAGUCUUCAGCUCUGA